Molecule: messenger RNA, 566 nt
Organism: Brassica rapa (field mustard)
Lineage: Eukaryota; Viridiplantae; Streptophyta; Magnoliopsida; Brassicales; Brassicaceae
Product: F-box protein At2g16450
Source: RefSeq, a predicted model, not a curated record
AUGUCUCUCACCUCUUCAUUCGGAGAUGGAGGCUUUGAUUUGGGCAAUGGAAUGUAUGAAGAAUUUAAGACAGAUUCAGCUAGGUUUCGCAGCGUGUCCAAGCUAUGGGCAUCAAUACUUGAUAGUCCAUACUUCAAAGAUUUGUACCUGACUAAGUCCUUGGCUCAGCCUCGUCUCAUAUUUGCCAUCGAAGAAAAUGGUUUGAUCUAUUUCUAUGGUGUGUGGACGGACGAAGAAAGAGCGCCCGUGAUAUGUAACCCUAAAACUGGACGGUAUGAGACCUUACCUUAUAUUUCAAGGACACUGGGAACUAGAGGAAUGAGGUGGAGAAAGAUCGGAUGUUCCUUAAGAGUUGAGAUUGAGAGUGAAGGGGUAUGCAUUAAUGGAGUUUUGUAUUACUUAGGUUACAUGUGAGAGGAAAUGUCUGAGGCUACAUCUAGUUAUGUGAUAGUUUGCUUUGAUGUUAGGUCUGAGAAAUUCAAAUUUAUAUAUCCAAAAAGCUUAUGUGAACUGAUAAACUGUAAGAGUAAGUUAGGUGUGAUUUACAAUGACGAUUUCACUGAUGA